CAAAAGGUUACUCAGCUGGUCUCUCUCCUCUUUCCAAAGCCUGACUUUCCCUUACCUUUAUUUUUUUCUCUGGUUUGCUACUAAUCUCACAAAAAUACAAACAAAAAUCGAAUAGGAUGCAGUCGAUUUCAAGGAGAAUAGGGCAGAGAGCAGCUCUCAAUUCGGGUGCUUCAAUUGCAUCUCUUAAAUCAAUUUACCCACUCACCCAUCACUAUUAUGGAGAGGGUUAUGAUCAAUCAAGAUAUGUUUCGACGCUCACUCCUAAAGGCGUGGGUCACCUUGUUCGUAAGGGUACUGGUGGAAGAUCUUCUGUUAGUGGGAUAGUUGCUACAGUUUUUGGAGCUACCGGAUUUCUUGGUCGUUAUGUUGUCCAACAACUUGCUAAAAUGGGGUCUCAAGUUUUAGUCCCCUUCCGGGGCUCUGAGGAUUCUCAACGUCAUCUCAAAUUGAUGGGUGAUUUGGGUCAGAUAGUACCAAUGAAGUACAACCCAAGAGAUGAAGCUUCAGUUAAGGCUGUUAUGGCUAAGGCCAAUGUUGUCAUUAAUCUUAUUGGAAGGGAUCAUGAAACAAGAAAUUAUAGCUUUGAGGAAGUCAACCAUGGCAUGGCUGAGCAACUUGCAAUGAUUGCCAAAGAACAUGGAGGUAUCAGUAGAUUUAUUCAAGUUUCAUGCUUAGGAGCAUCCUCUUCAUCUCCAUCAAAACUGCUAAGAGCUAAAGCAGCUUCAGAAGAUGCUGUGUUCAGAGAAAUUCCUGAGGCCACAGUCCUGAGACCUGCUGUGAUGAUCGGUACAGAGGAUAGAAUUUUGAACAAGUGGGCACAUUUUGUGAAAAAAUAUUCAUUCCUUCCGCUAUUUGGAGAUGGAACUACCAAAAUCCAACCUGUGUAUGUUAUCGAUGUUGCUGCUGCAAUUAUGGCUGCCUUGAAAGAUGAUGGAACUAGCAUGGGAAAAGUUUACGAGCUUGGUGGCCCGGAAAUCCUCACUGUGCAUGAAUUGGCAGAAGUUAUGUUUGACAUGAUUCGUGAAUGGCCUCGUUAUGUGAAAGUUCCAUUCCCCAUUGCUAAGGCAAUUGCAAUGCCACGGGAACUCUUACUUAACAAGGUUCCAUUUCCAUUACCCACUCCCAACAUGUUUAAUUUGGAUGAGAUCAAUUCCCUUACUGUCGAUACGGUUGUGUCAGAAAAUGCAUUAACAUUUCAUGAUCUUGGACUUGUUCCACAUAAGUUGAAGGGCUACCCUGUGGAGUUUCUUAUUUCAUAUCGCAAAGGUGGGCCAAAUUUUGGUUCUACAAUCAGUGAAAGAGUAUCCCCGGACUCUUUUCCUUAAGUUUGUUGGUACGGUAUUUUUUAAAAUGUUUCCGGUCCACUACCGCGUUGGAAACUUUGGAAUGCAUAGGUGAUGCCUUCAUUUUCUUGACAAUGAAAAGACGUAAAGUACACAAUUACUGUGCUCGACGAUUCUUCAACUGUUAUGAGAGUCUCAUUCUGUAUCUGUUGUAGAGUUCUUUUGGAUUACUAAUAAGUUUCUGGUAUAGGCAUCAUAGGUUUUCAAAGUGCAACCGGUUUCCAUUGGGACACAUUAGGAAAGAAUAAUGUUGAGUUGUACGAUUAUUGGAUGCAUCAUGGGCAUUUUUGUAAGUACCCAAAGAAAAUAUUCAGAACGUUUUUUUAUAGCAGGUUACCAUGUCUUGGGUUUACUUUUCA
Molecule: messenger RNA, 1702 nt
Organism: Mercurialis annua (annual mercury)
Lineage: Eukaryota; Viridiplantae; Streptophyta; Magnoliopsida; Malpighiales; Euphorbiaceae
Product: NADH dehydrogenase [ubiquinone] 1 alpha subcomplex subunit 9, mitochondrial
Exons: 12
Coding region: 117-1325 (402 amino acids)
Cellular component (GO): mitochondrion
Molecular function (GO): protein-containing complex binding
Source: RefSeq, a predicted model, not a curated record